Dreissena polymorpha is the source of this 1206-nucleotide messenger RNA. RefSeq lists its product as uncharacterized. NCBI's taxonomy places the organism in Eukaryota, Metazoa, Mollusca, Bivalvia, Myida, Dreissenidae. Bases 78 to 1175 code for a protein of 365 amino acids. Gene Ontology annotation, molecular function: protein binding. The record is from RefSeq and is a predicted model, not a curated record. The transcript is spliced from 3 exons.
UGUUUUUAUGAGCCGUUAAAUGAACGUGUGCAUAUUUGCACUGUUACCUCCCUUUGUUAUUAGCUAACCAAGGCAGCAUGGCCGUCCGCAAAACGGUUGAGAACGUUCUGCAAGAAAUUGGCCUCUAUGCACUUCUAGGAAACUUUGUUGGUCAGAAGAUCGAGUUUGAUUCGUUGACUCAUUUGUCAGACACUGAACUCGGUCGACUCAGUGUCACGACAAUUGGGGACAGAGUCAGAUUGCGAGAGAAAGUUCGCGAGGUGGGGCAGCUACAAGACAACUCAGUGAGCAGGUUCGGCAAAGGCAUAAGAGGCAUAGCAGUACCUAGUGGAAGCGUUGAGCAGCAUUUAUUAUUUGCCAAUCAUACAGGGAGAAACUCAAGAAAAAGAGUAAAAUCUGAAGGUAAACAUCGGCCAUGGACUGUUACAUUUGUGUGUUUGAGUGAUAAAAACUGUUCAAAAGUCCCAACAGCUGAAGUAAAAGAGAUGUUGUUAAAAGCAGGGCUUGGAUUUAAGAAGAUACAGUUUACUUCUGAAGACAAUUUGAUGGAAAAGGUGUGCUCAGAUGACAAGGAUGAAAAUAAUGAGUGUGUUGGGUUCCCUCAGCUUAAACACAGUGGUGGCUUUGAGUUGCUAAGAUGUCAAGCAAACAGCCGCGAACUGACUGUCAUAGAUUGCCCUUGGACAGUUAAAGGCUUGAAAAAAUUUAUUGGUUCUCAGACAAAAAUAUACAUUCGGCCUAUUCAACAGAACUUGUCAACAGAACCCAUCAGAGCUGAGACCGUAGAAGCUGACAUUAGAGAAGCAUGUAGAAACUGUGGUCUCAUGAUCCCAGUUCAGUGUUUAAGGUCGCACUGCCUGGAGGGUUGUCAAGACAUGCAGACACAGCAUGAAGUAGCAGCUAACAGCCGGUCAGAAACGUACCUGUAUACUUCACAGGGAAAUUCAGAUGAAGAACUUCCUGAAAGUGCUUCAGAGAUAAUUCAUCAACAGUGUACUACAUUUUGUAAAUCCAAUGAUGUGUCUGAUCCUAUUCAUGUGCUAAAGAUCUUUCAAAAAGAGAUUGUCACUGGGAGACCAUUAGAACUAACAGAAGAGACAUCAUCUACAGGCAUUUAUAGUGAAACCAAUUUCAUUUUGGUAGACAGAGGCGAUCUUACUGAAAACAGCAAUUGAGGAAAUAAGGGCAAUAAGCGACAUGAGGAAA